UAAUCUGCGUGCAAUGUCUCGUCGCCGGUUCCUGGACCCGAACAGACUGUGCAGGCCUGUGUAUCAGGGAGCACUGUUGAAGGGAAGUGCGUUUUGGGGAAGGUGGAAAGAAGCUCUGGCUUCACCUGCCUGGGUGAAGCUGUUCCAGCCGGGGAAGGUGUUAGGCCAAGGCCUGAGGAAGCCCCCAGUGUAGCAGCCGCCCUGCUACACCCCCUAGUGGAGGGUGCUGUCAUCUAGUGCCGCUGCUGCUGCCUCAGCUCCGGGUUGGGGGAGAGGAAAGGGCCGUGGAGAAAUCGGAGUGCUCUGAAUCCAAUCCCCGUGGGGACCUUCUAAACAUCCUUUAUUACUGGAAACGUUAUUUUCGACAAAAUGAAUUUAGCAUCUGAAUUGAAACCAGCAUUCGCGUGACUCCGAUUCCCUGGCCGCAGCUCCUGAAGCGUGCGAUCUGAGGAGUGCAGGGUCUUCUGCGAUGACAAUAUGACUAAUAGCAAAGGAAGGUCCGUUGCUAAUCAAACGAGCGGUGGUCCGAGCAGCGGAGGAGGCUUUGUCGGCUGGACUUUAAGCUUAGACCCAGUGCAGUCCGAUAAGUUUUUAAACUCUCUGUUGAGAAUGGUUCCAGUAAUUUACCAGAAAAACCAGGACGACAGGCACAAGAAAGCAAACGGCAUUUGGCAGGAUGGACCAUCUACGGCAGUGCAGACUUUCAGCACGAGGUCCGAGCAACACAUGGAGUAUCACAGCUUCUCAGAGCAGAACUUCCAUGGCCACAGUGGGCACCCGCCCUCGGGCGGCGGCCAGACGUACGACGACUACGCCAACUACAACUACUGCGACGGGGAGGAGGCCUCAGAAACUUCUGCCAUGUUACAGGCUGAAGAUGUGUCGAGUGACGGGGACGAGGACAUCAUCGUGGAGGCCAGCCAAAAGGCCCCGAAGGAGUCCAGCGGCGUGAUGGCCCUGCAGAUCCUUGUGCCAUUUCUGCUGGCUGGUUUUGGAACAGUUUCUGCUGGCAUGGUUUUGGAUGUGGUCCAGCACUGGGAGGUGUUCAAAAAAGUAACAGAAGUUUUCAUUUUAGUCCCUGCACUACUUGGUCUCAAAGGGAACUUGGAAAUGACAUUGGCAUCUAGACUAUCCACUGCAGUAAAUAUCGGGAAGAUGGAUUCACCCAUCGAAAAGUGGAAUCUAAUAAUUGGCAACUUGGCUUUAAAACAAGUUCAAGCAACCGUAGUUGGGUUUCUAGCGGCUGUGGCGGCAGUUAUCCUGGGCUGGAUUCCAGAGGGCAAGUACCACCUUGAUCAUUCCAUACUUCUGUGCUCCAGCAGCGUAGCCACUGCCUUCAUCGCAUCCCUGCUGCAGGGGAUAAUAAUGGUUGGUGUGAUCGUUGGUUCAAAGAAGACUGGCAUCAAUCCCGAUAAUGUUGCUACACCCAUUGCCGCCAGUUUUGGCGACCUUAUAACACUUGCCAUAUUAGCUUGGAUAAGUCAGGGUUUGUACUCCUGCCUUGAGACCUAUUACUACGUCUCCCCACUAGUUGGCAUCUUUUUCUUGGCUCUCACUCCUAUCUGGAUUGUAGUAGCGGCCAAGCAUCCAGCCACAAGGACCGUUCUGCACUGGGGCUGGGAGCCGGUCAUAACUGCCAUGGUAGUAAGUAGCCUUGGAGGCCUUAUUCUGGACACAACUGUGUCUGAUCCAAACUUGGUUGGGAUCGUUGUGUACACACCAGUUAUUAAUGGCAUCGGUGGUAAUUUGGUGGCCAUUCAGGCCAGCAGGAUUUCUACCUACCUCCAUUUACACAGCGUUCCAGGAGAACUGCCCGAGGAGCCCAAAGGCUGUUACUGCCCCUUUAGAACGUUUUUCGGUCCAGGAGUAAAUAAUAAAUCUGCUCAAGUUCUGCUGCUUUUAGUGAUCCCUGGACAUUUAAUCUUCCUCUACACGAUUCAUUUGAUGAAAAGUGGCCACACCUCUCUCACUGUGAUCUUCGUGGUUGUGUACUUGUUCGCUGCUCUGUUACAGGUGUUUACCUUGCUGUGGAUCGCUGACUGGAUGGUCCAUCACUUCUGGAGGAAAGGAAAGGACCCGGACAGUUUCUCCAUCCCCUACCUGACCGCCCUGGGCGAUCUGCUCGGAACAGCGUUGUUAGCCUUAAGUUUUCAUUUUCUCUGGCUCAUCGGAGAUCGUGAUGGAGAUGUUGGGGACUAAUAUGUCCUACAGACUGCUUUCAAGUUACCAAGAAGGAAAACACAAGAUAAUCACCCAUGGCUCUUUCUCAAAAAUUUUAAAUUAGUAGCUUGACCUCUGCCAGGGUCCGCUCUAGUCGGCCCCGACUCAACUACAUGGCCUUAACGUUUUUAAAAGGACUUGGUGUUGAAACCAGAAUGAACAGUAUUUAUGCUGCUUUUCAUAGAAGAAAUGAUCAUUUCACAUAGACAUAGAUACGAGCUCAAGCUCUGAAAUUAAUUAAAUAGGAAAGAAUAUAGGGUGUUUACAAUGAAUAAUUUUAAAACCACAGACAUAGCAGAAAUGUACUUGAUUAUUGUUUAACUUACAAUGCCAGCUUAGAGGAGAAUUCUAGUUUAGCGUGUCUUGUCUCACAGAUGUGUGGUGCCACAAAGCAUACCAUAAAAUGAAAGGGGCCCAACCGAGCUUUUAAUAGUGUAAACUAUACCCACCUCUACCAGCUGAGGAUAAAUUUGCCAAUCACUCGCUCCUAACAUGACCUAAAUAUGUUCAGCUGAGCAUAAGAUAAAUUCACUUCUACCUGCUUCUGUGGAUUUCCAUGUGCCAAUGCUAAUUUAAUUUCACCUUUGCGAGUUCUUGGCAGGCUGCCCUUGCAACACAGAAUGACCUUGAGCAAUCUGUAAUGAAAACAGUGGGUCAUUUCUGAUCAUUGAUUUGUUGGAAGAAUGUCGAUCUUUUUCAGAAGAUUUAGAGGUUAAAUACAGAAGGUAACCCAAGCUGCGUUUGUAGAGACAAACUGUGUGAAAAAUUGUGUGUGGGACAGAGAAGGACGCUUUUGGUGGAGAACUGAAUCUGGGCCUGUGGAGAGCAAAGGCCACAGUGCUAUCAGAAUAUUAGCAUUAUAUAGAUAUUCUUAAACACGUUUUUUGAUAUACUUUUGUCAUUUGGUCAAAAAAUGUUGUCACGGCCCAGAAUUUAAUAUUCCUUACCUACAUUAUAAUAGUUUCCUUUCAUUAAAAAGAACUGUGCCAUUUAAUUAGCUUACGUUUUAGAAUGGACAAGUGAUUCAUUUGCUCUUCUAAAGAAGUCUGUCGGGACUGUUAGGUGUCCCGUCUUGUAAGAGAAGUUGGUCAGUCGCUCAUGUCUGUACACAUCCUCAGUUUGCACAGGCUUUGUUCUACAAUCCUAUACACUGCUAUGUCUCAAAUAUUUUUCUAAAACUCUGAUCUAUAUUCCAAAUACUUGACCAACAUCCUUGUUAUUCAAUAUGUAAGCAUUUUUAUAUAGUUCAUUUUUAAAAAAUUCAGUGGAAUCUCUUAAGACCAUUAGAUAUAUAAUAAUUUAAUCAAUAAGGGAAGAAAAAUGUACAUUAACUUCAGUCAUCAUGGCUGAAAUUAUUUGUCUUUGUUAAUGUGAUAUAAACAGUAGGUUGUUUAUACACAUGCUGGGGGAGGUCUUGUUGAACUCUACAAGAAGGGGACUGUGGUUUAGAGUUAUAUAUAUUUUUGCUUAUUUUAAAACUUUAAUUAUUCCAUUCUUCUGCCUUUUAAUGAAGCUUCUAAGGCAGAGAGCUGAAUGAAUUGUAGAAUUUCUCCUUUGGAGAAUUAUAAUGUCACAUAGUGAACAUUCUUAUAAAAGAAAGAAUGAUUAAGUUACACUGAUGAAUAUUUAUCUGCAAAGAUUUCUUUUUAUUUAAAAAAAUCCAGAAAUAAUUUAUUUUAUUUUAUUGUAAAGAAUUUGUAAAUUGCUUGUUUACAUUUGGGCUGUAUGAUUCAUAAGCAUUUCUAUUUCCUGAUGACUUCUAUUUGAUUUUUCACAUAAAAUAGUGCGCAGCAGACCACAUUUUUUCCUUGCAAACCACAUUUUCUUAAAGCAUUUAUCAACCACUUUAAUCCAGUGCAUUAUGUAAUUUAAAACACAUUCAAAUACACGGUAUUAUUUAGUACUCACAAUAGCACCUGUGAAUUAGGUCAGUAGGUAUUUCUUUCCCUGCAUUACAGCAAAAGGAACAAACUCAGAGAAGUUACAUUUUACAGGCGGCACAGCUGCAAAGUAACCGAACUGUGGCUAAAGACCGUGUGUCCCAUCUCCUGAGCCGAUCUCUUUCUGUGACCCUCCAAAUGCACCAGGCACACACAACUCACCGAGAGAGAGUAGAGGGAGAGACAGGAUUGUCUGAAGUAGAGUAUUGCUGCUGCUUACAGACUUCAGACAGGGAAAAACCCCAUUUAAUAUAUCUCGAUGAUAAGCAUAGCCAACUGUGAAUUACUCACAUUCAUAAGACCCAGGAGAACACAGAAAAAUGGAUAUGUUAGAAUAACGAACAAUGCCUUAUUUCAUAGAACAUUUCAUUGCCACCUGCCUUCCCAGAUCUAGCCAUUUUCCAUAGAUGCUGAAAAAUAACUAGGAUGACUGAUCUGAGUUCUGUCUCUUUUCCAUUUUGCUACCCAAUUGAGGUUACAGCAACGAAAUGUUUAAAACUCAUGUAAUAGAAAAAAAGAAAGACAUGGAAAAAUCGGUCAUUGAUUAACUGGAUUAAUUUUAUAAGAGGGAUGUAGCUUCCUCUAAAAAACAUUUACUGUUUUUUUUUAAACCUUUAUAUAAGUGUGCAAAUGAUAGAUGACUUCUUUUAUUUACCCACAAAAAUUAUUUCUUAUCAGUCUUAAAUAAUGUAAAUUCACAGCAUUUAUUUUUAUACAGUAUAAAAACUCCUGCUUUCCAAACUUCAUCCUUCACUGACAUACCAGACACUCUACCUGCAGAUAAUUUUUUCAAAAACGUAUUUUUCAUUUUUGGCCAUCAACUAUUUUUUUUUCUUCAAAAAAAAUAAAGCUUCUUAGCUCAUGAUAAAAUGGGAACUUAGAGUAAUGUAUCUGCUUAAAGACAUCCAAAAUUCCACAUCAUAGCCCAUCAGUGAUGUUACCAAAGGAAGUACAUUCUUAAAAGUCAGUAUUGGGGCUUUCUCGUUGUAUAUCUGUGGUGUGGUCUACCCAUUUCUAAUGGGCAUCCUUCAUCCUCGAAUUGUUGUAAACGCAAACGAGAAUAAAAUCGCAGCAAUGUUUACCCA
Messenger RNA from Artibeus jamaicensis (Jamaican fruit-eating bat), 5245 nucleotides. It is a transcript of the gene SLC41A2, whose product is annotated as solute carrier family 41 member 2. Gene Ontology annotation, cellular component: plasma membrane. Gene Ontology annotation, biological process: monoatomic cation transport. Gene Ontology annotation, molecular function: monoatomic cation transmembrane transporter activity. The record is from RefSeq and is a predicted model, not a curated record. The coding region runs from base 478 to 2199 and encodes 573 amino acids. NCBI's taxonomy places the organism in Eukaryota, Metazoa, Chordata, Mammalia, Chiroptera, Phyllostomidae. The transcript is spliced from 11 exons.